Messenger RNA from Apis florea (little honeybee), 3770 nucleotides. RefSeq lists its product as uncharacterized. The record is from RefSeq and is a predicted model, not a curated record. Lineage: Eukaryota; Metazoa; Arthropoda; Insecta; Hymenoptera; Apidae.
UGCUGCAUGUAAGUUGUGACACCUCGCGGCCACCGUUAGUGGAGAUGUAAUAUUUUCCGGUAAAGUAGUUUGGUAGUUUCGUAAAAAAUUAAGUGAACGAAAAGUACGUAGAAAAUGUAAAUUUGCAUUAACUUAAUCUUCGGCUACAUUAAUCUAUGGCUUAAAUCGCUGCUUUGAGCGCGAUAAAUUUUCGCGAAUUGUGUCUAUAAUCGUCGUGUAUAUUACAUACAUAGUAACAUACAUAUAUUGCAAUAGGGCGCCUCGAAGUGUAUUAAAACAUUGAUCGGUGCAGUGAAAGUGGUAAAAAAUAACGAAAUCUAAUCAUUUUUCCAUCAUGUAGUCAAUGCAUUGUACUCAAUAGUCUUUUAAGUUCACAUUGCUAACCAAUGUCUUGUGUUAUACACUCACAAGGUUAAAGUGCGUUGAUUCAUAAUUGUUGUUUUCCUCUGGAAUUAGUAGAAAAAAAUGAGUGGGGAUAUGUUUGACGGAAAAGAUUAUCCAACCCAAUGGGCAUUAAAUCCUUCAGCUUAUCAAAAUAUGAGUAAUGAUCAAGUUGAUUGGGCAGCAUUAGCUCAACAAUGGAUCAAAAUGAAAGAAACUGUAGUUCCACCGGCACCACCUCCACCUACUAUUAAUCCUAUAUGCUCUGGGAACGAUGGUAGCGGAGAGGCACCAAUGGAUAUGGACACAAAAGAAGACGACGUACCACCUGCGCCACCUGCACCAACAAUUAGUGGAUCAGCCGAAGCAUGGAAUCAGUGGAAUCAGUGGGGCCAUUGGAAUACUUCAGGUUCUGGUGCAGGUACAUGGGAAUGGACUGGUGUACCUCCCCCAGGUGUUUCUAUAGGUUCUGAUGGAAAACCUAUGGGAAUUCCAACAGUGCCUGUUAUUCCACCUGCUCCAACUAUAUCUACAACAUCAGAAUUUAGCGUGCCACCACCAGCAACACCAUCUUUGUAUUCUUAUAAUUCAGUACCUCCGACACAACCUUAUAGUCAGGUGACUAAUUAUUGGUCUGGAGAACCGCCUACUGCUAUACCUCCUCAACCACCUCCUUUUAUGAAAGGAAUCAGACAUGCGAAUAGAGCACCGCAUAUGAGACCAAUGGAUACCGUAAGAUGUCGAGAAGAUAGGGAAAAGACACCUGAGGAGGAUACAACGACAACCAUAGACGCGGCAAAACGUAGACAAUUGCCAGCAUGGAUUAGGGAGGGUUUAGAAAAAAUGGAAAAAGAAAAACAGAAAGCUGUUGAAAGGGAAAGGCAAGAGAUACUAAGGAAACAAGAGUUAGAAGCCCGAAAGCAAGCCGAGGAUGAAGCUCGGGCUGUACUGAAUCCUUGUAAAAGCAAAUUUGAUUCUGAUUCCGAGAAGGAAAUUGAACAAGAUGUUGAUGAUGGGAUACAUAAUCAGCAGGUGACUGAAAAAAAUUUCGAACGUACCCCGGACAUUCUUCUUCGUCCACGGAAAUCACGAUUUCGAGACGCGGAUUCACCGGAUCCACAUACUCACGCGGAUAGAAGUCCAACCACGUCCAACGCGACCAUACCUACGCCGAAACGGACGAGAGAAGAGAUACUGCAGGAUGUGAUGUUAAAGGUGCGGAGAUCGUUGACCGAAAUCCUUCUGGAGGUAACGAACGAAGAAAUCGGUGCUAUAUGCAGAGAGGUUUGGAGCCGCGCACGUGCCAAAGUCCCUGCAGGAGAGAUCCCCGUCGCAUCCCUCAACAACAUGGCCCCUCUUGCUCAGAUCACUCGCAAACUUGGUCUGGGCAUCUAUGGCGACAGCAACAGCGAAUCUGAGGAGGAGCAAAAUGAACACGUACAGACACAGAACAACGAUAGCGAUGAAGAACUCAUAGAAAUGGUGAAACGGCGGCAACAAGCGUUCAAAAAGACGGAGGAGGAAAUCGAGGCGCGUUUGGCCGAGGAGGAUGAGAGGGAAGAGCAACGUUACGACGAGCAGUAUAAUAAACAACAGGAAAAUCAUACUGGUAAUACAAGCUGCAAAGACUCAGUUGAUGAAAAAGAAACGGUAAAUAAUCAAAGAGAAGCGUCUGAAACUUUGUCGAGCGGCGGACAAAGUCCACAGCAACAAAUAGCGCCGCCUGAUAUGGCAAAGACCAAUACUCCAUCGGGAUCAGCCGAUUCCGAAUCUAGCAGUUCCGAGACUACCACCUCUUCCUCGAGUCAUAACUCGGUGAAGAAGAAACGAUCGAACAAAGACCGCGAUCGUGAAUAUCGAAAGAGGAAGUCAAAGAGUAGAAGUAAAUCCAGAGGCAGAAAGUCUCGGUCCCGUUCUUCCGAGCGUGGACACAAACGCAAAUCCAGAUCUAGAUCGCUAAAGUCUCGUAAAGAGUAUCGUUCAAGGUCUUCGAGCAAUUAUAGGUCCAGUAAGAAGCAUAGAUCGAGAUCGAGAAAUCGAAAACGGCGUAGAUCUCGCUCGAGGAGCUGUCGUAGAUCUAGAUCCAGCUCGGCCACCAGGAAAUGGUCGCGAUCGCGUUCCAGGGGAAAAAGGAAAUCGCGCUCUCAUUCGAGAGGCAGAAGAAGAAGUCGAUCCUAUUCUACUAGACGGAGUAAAUCCCGUGCGAGGGAUAAACGACGAUCACGAUCCAGAUCCAGGGCUAGAGACAGAUCUCGAACACGCUCCAAGGAACGUAAACGUUCGCAAUCUUACGUUUCCAGGAGUAAAAGACGGACACGAUCUAGAUCUAGGGAUCAUAGAAAAUCACGAUCGAGAUCAAGGCAGUCGAAUCAUCGGGACGGUAAGAAAUCGUCGUCGCAUCGGUACAGGAAUUGAACCUGACCAACUUCUAGCCAAGGUUGUAUAUACAUAUUCAUAAUUAAGUAAGAUUUUCGAGAUAUUCGUACGAAUUAAAAAAAAGAAAAAGAAAAAAAAAAAAAGAAAAAAAAGGAAUUUAAAAAAAGAGAAGAUAAAAGAUAAAGACACAUCUUUUGUCCAUGAUAGAUAAUGUUAAAAAAAAAAAAAAAAAAAAAAGAAAAAAAAAUAUUAUCGGAAAUGUAAAGAUUUUCAAUUGUGAUUGUCCAUUUUUGAAAUUUCUCAGCUACGCGCGCGUUGUAGUGAUAUCGAAUAUCGAUUAGGUCACUUCUUCCCAGUUUUAUUAAGCUCAUUCGAAGAGUACAUUAUCUUUAACUAUAUAUAUAUAUAGAAUACCCUCCGGACAGUUUGUAAUUAUUUCGCUCUCACAUCAGUCAGAUUUUUAACUGUAGCGUUAUUUCAAUAUAUAAAGAGAAAUUAAUUAUAUAUCCUUUUUUUUUCUUUUUUUUUUUCUUCUUCUUCUUCUUCUUCUUCUUCUGUAUUUAAUCCUAUUCCCACACAAUUCAUUACUAUGGAAAGUAACUCAGACACUCAUGUAUGUCAGCGAACAUUUUUUUCAUUCACGAUUCCGAUAUCAUUAUUUUGUAAUGAUGUAUCCAUUUUAUACAAACAAAUAUUAGCCUGCAUUUCGUGAGAUCGUAUAGAUUAGCGCGAACUUCCGUCUAAAACAUGUCGGACGUCGAUUUAUUUCAUACGAGUAAUAAAUAUCGAAUCGUUAUUAAUAUUCUCGUACUAAGCUUGAUUGCAUCGUACACUGCAUACUAUACUAUAUGAAACUAAUUCAGGUGCAAACGAGUUUCAAAUACCGAUACAUUCGAGAAUAAAUACGCGUAGAUAUCACGACCCUUCGAAUCUUUCCUUGUUUCCUUAGAAUCGCGAGUCUUCAUUUAUGUAUCGAGUGGCAUUUGUUAAUCUCGAAUCAGUGAAAGAGUAAA